Messenger RNA from Vigna angularis (adzuki bean), 521 nucleotides. RefSeq lists its product as uncharacterized. NCBI's taxonomy places the organism in Eukaryota, Viridiplantae, Streptophyta, Magnoliopsida, Fabales, Fabaceae. The transcript has a single exon. The record is from RefSeq and is a predicted model, not a curated record. Bases 76 to 285 code for a protein of 69 amino acids.
UCAACUGACCAACAAAUUGCCCUCAAUACUCUCUCACAUAAAUUUCUCAUUUCCCCACCAAAACAACCAGCAGAGAUGGUGUGCUUCUGCUUUCUGGUGGACCAGCGGCGGGAGAUGCAGCGGAGCAAGCCGGCGGCCGGAAUCUGCUCCCGGUGCGGAGGCGGAGCCAGUGUUGCGGACAUGAAGACGGCCACAAGGUUCUGCUAUGUUCCCUUCUACUGGAAGUCGUGGAGAGCCAUUGUUUGCACUUUCUGCGGAGCCGUUCUUCGCUCUUACCAACACUGAAUCCAUUCAUCCAUUGAUAACAAAUUAUUAUCAUUAUUAUUUUCUAACACAUGCGAGUGUAUUCAUUCUAACUUCCAAUCCUUCCUAAUUAUUAUUAUUAUCAUGUAUUUAUUCUUUAUGCUUUGAUUUAAGUUUGCUAGAUAGGUUUCUUUUCCAUUGUCGUGUUAAUCGGAACUCUCUCAUUGUACUUGAAUUCGCAUAACUUAAUCAUAUAUUAUGAGAAAUUUCUUCCAAAA